Messenger RNA from Labrus bergylta (ballan wrasse), 2932 nucleotides. RefSeq names its product glutathione synthetase (gene gss). NCBI's taxonomy places the organism in Eukaryota, Metazoa, Chordata, Actinopteri, Labriformes, Labridae. Gene Ontology annotation, molecular function: glutathione binding; glutathione synthase activity; ATP binding. The record is from RefSeq and is a predicted model, not a curated record. Gene Ontology annotation, biological process: glutathione biosynthetic process. Gene Ontology annotation, cellular component: cytosol.
ACGGGGGGUUGCUCGUGAAGAGGAGCACAGCAGAUGUGCACCUUCACGUUUGAGGCUGGUGUGUUGAUAUUUCAGCGAUUUCUUCUUCGCGGAGUAAAACAAGGCUACAGGUGCGACUCAAAAGGUGAAUCAAAAUGGCCCAAGGGAUACAGGAAGAUGUGAUGCUGAAUACAGCCCUGAUAAAAGAGUUGGCGGAUGUGGCGAAAGAUGAGGCACUUCUUCAGGGCGUGCUGAUGAGGAUCAAAGAGACCCCGAACUCCUCAGAGCUGGCGACCUAUGCUCCAUUUACGCUGUUCCCUACACCUGUGCCGAAGGCUGUGUUCCUCCAGGCUCUGGCUGUUCAAACUCACUACAACACACUGGUAGACAAGAUCAGCCAGGAUCCAGACUUUCUGCAGGAAUCUUUAGCUAGCACGGUUGCAGUGGAUGAUUUCACUGCCAGGUUGUUUAGGAUCCACCAGCAAAUCCUAAAAGAAGGACGGUCUCAGACUAUUGUUUUGGGUAUCAAUCGGUCAGACUACAUGCUGGACCAGAGAGAGGACGGGUCGUCAUCUUUAAAGCAGAUAGAAAUCAACACCUUUGCUGCCAGUUUUGGAGGUCUCUCUUCACAUACGCCAGACGUACACAGACACAUUCUUAAGAUAGCUGGCAGACUGGAGGAGAGCCAGCGCAUCCUGGACAACAACCCUGCAGCUGGUCUGGCCAGAGCUGUCGCCAAAGCCUGGGAGCUGUACGGAUCAGAAAAAGCGGUCGUCAUGUUCUUGGUGGAAGAAAGCCAAAGAAACAUCUUUGAUCAGCGAUACAUUGAGAGCGAGCUGUGGAAGAGAAACAUUCCCACAAAAAGAAAGCGGUUCGAUGAUGUCUUUAAAACUGGUUCCCUUGAUCAUGACAAGAGGCUGUUUGUUGAAGGUGAAGAGGUUGCGGUGGUGUACUUUAGGAACGGCUACAUGCCUCAGAACUACACAUCUGAACAGGACUGGGAUGCUCGACUUCUGAUGGAGCGCUCCCGGGCUGUGAAGUGUCCAGAUAUCAGCACUCACCUGGCUGGAACCAAGAAGGUACAGCAGGUCCUCGCCAGACCUGGAGUUCUGGAGAAGUUCUUUCCCGACCAGCCACAAGUAGUGGAGCAGAUCAGAGCAACGUUCGCUGGCCUUUACACUCUCGACUUGGGACCAGAGGGUGACAAAACUGUAGCACUGGCUUUGGCAGCUCCAGACCGAUUCGUGCUGAAACCUCAACGAGAGGGAGGAGGUAACAACAUCUAUGGAUCAGAGAUCUGUCGGGUCCUGGAGGGAGCGAAGACAAGUACGGAGAGGACGGCCUAUAUUCUGAUGGAUAAGAUCAACCCCACAGCGUCACAGAACUACCUGCUGAGACGGGACGCUCCUUUAAUAAUCAGCAACUGUCUCAGUGAACUGGGAGCGUUUGGAGUUUAUGUCAGGCAAGGUACUGACAUGGUGAUGAACGAGUGUGUGGGUCAUCUGCUGAGGACCAAGAGUUCAGAAUACUCCGACGGAGGAGUAGCAGCAGGAGUGGCUGUGCUGGACAAUCCUCUCCUCGUCUGAGAGGUUUCAACUUCUACCUGUUCGGCUUCGACUGUGAUGAAGAACAUCCAUGUAAUUAACGUGACCCUCACAAGGCACGCUCCUACUUUUGACUGCUACUGUAUGAAAAUGACGCCAAACAGAUUUGUGUUCAACUGACAGUUUAGGCCCGGUUGUUUGUUAGAUGAUGCAGUAGAAACUGUAUCAGCAACGUGAGGGGGGGUCCAGAGAGGUUUACGAGGACCAUGUCUGUAAACGGUUUUUGAUAUCAUGAUGUUUCAGUUCAAGUGUAGUGCUGCUCUAAAAUACAGCUCAAGAGAUUAACUGAUAGAAGAAUGAAACACAGUCAGGUUAAACAUUAGUUUAAAAUAAACACAAGAUACUUGCGCCCUAAAGUGAAAUAUAGUCAGUAGUUCAUUUUAAGUAAAAAAACAUCAUUGUCACUUUUUUCCUGCAAAAAAAAAAAUGUGUACGUAGUUUGCAUUAACAGCAGCCCAACACUGGCAUCUUGUUCAAGUUGGCUUUUGCUGCCCUCUUGUGGCUAAAUAAUGUCACUACAGCAUGUAACGUUUGGUGGACAGGAACAGUCGAGGCUCACUUUAUUACUGACACUACAGUGUAACACAUGCAGCCUCCACACUGUUUUUGACUUUCUGUGAUAGGACAAUUGGAUUUGAUCAGGCUCUUUAUUUGUGUUUUUUCAAGUACGCAGUUAAUAGUUGCUUCAGUUUCAUCACAGAAUUCUUAGAGAGCAGUUUUAUGAGGUAAAACUCUUCACAGAAACAGUUAUUAUAGUGGUAUAAACUAGAACGUUUUAAAGAAAACGCAAUAAAACAAAAUCAAGUGUCCUUAGACAGUUGUUUUUUGCUGUCCGCAUAUUUUAUUUUACUAUUACUGUCACUUUAACUACUUUACCUGAAUGCUGCUUGUCUUUGAGAUGAGCAACCCACAACUAUAGUAAUGUUAUAUUCAAAAGUUCUGCUUCCCCUGGUUUGAAGGAGAGAUUCAGUACAGUCAGGCGGCUGAGGCGUCUACUCGUCAUAUUUUUUUUGAACAGCCUUUUUGCUUUCACAUCAGAGAAUCAGUCGUUAAAUGAUCAUUGUUGAAUUUUACUUCAUUUGAGGCCAAAAACCUUUUUCAUGUAAAAAUUUGUCUAAAUUUGACUGUUUACAUUUUUUUUAUUUUGAUGCUGACAGAACAUCUUCAAUAAUCCAUAUAGACAUACGUAGAUACAGGUUCAGGUGACUCCAGACUUUUGAAACAUCGUGCACAAACAGAUACUGUGACAUCUUGCUGUGAUUUAUUAACACAUGACUUCUUUACCAUAAACCUAUUUUCAAAUUCAUGAGAAUCUUAUAAAUAUAAAAAAAAAAAAACAUGACAACUUU